This is a messenger RNA of Aspergillus piperis CBS 112811, 756 nucleotides long. RefSeq names its product 40S ribosomal protein eS17. Gene Ontology annotation, cellular component: ribosome. Lineage: Eukaryota; Fungi; Ascomycota; Eurotiomycetes; Eurotiales; Aspergillaceae. Gene Ontology annotation, molecular function: structural constituent of ribosome. The record is from RefSeq and is a predicted model, not a curated record. The transcript is spliced from 4 exons. The coding region runs from base 34 to 453 and encodes 139 amino acids. Gene Ontology annotation, biological process: translation.
GAACAUCCAUCCAGCCAGCAACAAACCGCCAAAAUGGGUCGCGUCCGUACCAAGACAGUCAAGCGUUCCGCUAAGGUCGUCAUCGAGCGUUACUACCCCAAGUUGACGCUCGACUUCGAGACCAACAAGCGUAUCUGCGAUGAGAUCGCUAUCAUUGCCUCCAAGCGUCUCCGCAACAAGAUCGCUGGUUACACCACCCACCUUAUGAAGCGUAUCCAGCGUGGCCCUGUCCGCGGUAUCUCCUUCAAGCUCCAGGAGGAGGAGCGUGAGCGCAAGGAUCAGUACGUUCCUGAGGUCUCCGCUCUGGAUGUUUCCCAGACCGAGUCCGGCCAGCUCGACGUCGACUCUGAGACCAAGGACCUGCUUAAGAGCAUGGGCUUCGACAACCUCAAGGUCAACGUCAUCCCCGUCUCCCAGCAGCAGGCUCAGGAGCGCCCCCGUCGCUACCGGUAGAUCAUUGCGCCGUUGAACGGAAAAUGAAAAAGUUCUGAUUGUCUUCGGUCGAUCCAUGGCGUUUCCCCCCAUGCUUGUUCUGGUUGGCUCACCCAGCUAUCGAUUUAGCUUAGAGACAGUCCCGGAUGAGAAAUGAACACGAAUUUUGUCAAACAAGGUGUCGCUGAUUCCCCUGAUGGGGAUGAUGCUUGAUUGCCAAUCUUAUUCCCUCGUCUGGUCUUACGGCCGGAUGUCUCGUAGGAGAUUCUACGGGGGACGGCUGUCUGUUGGACAUGCCGGACUACGGAGAGUCGAUAUCGUAGA